CCGGGCCUCCGCGCAGACAACAUGGAGGCCGUGAAAACCUUCAACAGCGAGGAUUGUGCCUCUACUCCUGCUUGUACAGACUGCUUUUCCAGCAGCAUGGACACAAGAAGCAUAUUGUAUUCCCUGAAUGACUACAAACCACCCAUUUCUAAAGCGAAAAUGACCCAGAUUACAAAGGCAGCCAUCAAAGCAAUUAAGUUCUAUAAACAUGUGGUACAAAGUGUUGAGAAAUUCAUUCAGAAAUGUAAACCAGAAUAUAAGGUACCUGGACUUUAUGUUAUUGACUCCAUUGUGCGACAAUCCCGACAUCAGUUUGGUCAAGAAAAGGAUGUCUUUGCACCCAGAUUUAGUAAUAACAUCAUUAGCACUUUCCAGAAUUUGUAUCGUUGCCCCGGGGAUGACAAGAGCAAAAUAGUGAGAGUAUUAAAUUUAUGGCAGAAGAAUAAUGUGUUUAAGAGUGAGAUUAUUCAGCCUCUACUGGACAUGGCUGCAGGAAUCCCGCCCCCAGUCGUCACGCCUGUCUUGGCCAGCACUACUGCUGCUAUGAGCAAUACUCCAGGUACACCUGUGACACCUGCUACUCCAGCCAAUGUUGUCCAAGGCCUUCCUGAUCCAUGGGUAUCUCAGAUAACAAAUACAGAUACACUCGCAGCUGUUGCUCAGAUCUUACAAAGUCCUCAAGGUCAACAGCUUCAGCAGUUAAUACAGACCUUACAGAUACAGCAGCAGAAGCCUCAGCCCUCCAUCCUGCAGGCCUUAGACGCCGGUCUCGUGGUGCAGUUGCAAGCUCUCACCGCACAGCUGACAGCUGCAGCUGCAGCAGCCAACACACUUACUCCCUUAGAUCAGGGCGUCUCUUUUAACAAGAAGUUGAUGGAUAGGUUUGAUUUUGGGGAAGAUUCUGAGCAUAGUGAAGAACCCAAAAAGGAAAUUCCUACUCCUCAACUUUCUCAUGUUUCCGAAUCUGUGAACAAUUCCAUUUUUCAUCAAAUAGCAGAACAACUGCAGCAGCAAAAUCUUGAGCAUCUCCGACAGCAGCUUCUGGAACAGCAGCCACCUCAAAAGGCAACUCCUCAGGACAGCCAAGAGGGGACAUUCGGGUCAGAGCACUCCGCGUCACCAUCACAAGGAAGUAGUCAACAGCAUUUUCUUGAACCUGAAGCAAAUUUAGAUGAUUCCAUAGAUAUUCAGCAACAGGAUAUGGAUAUAGAUGAAGGGCAAGACCCUGUGGAGGAGGAGAUGUUUGAGCCAGAGGUGAAGAAAGUGGCUGUCCGCUCAAGAUCAAGAACUCACUCGCGAUCUCGUUCAAGAUCUCCUAGAAAACGAAGGUCCAGGUCCCGGUCGGGGUCCCGCAAGCGCAAGCACAGAAAGCGAUCCCGCUCCCGCUCAAGGGAGAGAAAGAGGAAAUCCUCACGCUCAUACUCAAGUGAAAGAAGAGCCAGAGAAAGGGAAAAAGAAAGGCAGAAGAAGGGAUUGCCGCCUAUUAGGUCAAAAACAUUAAGUGUGUGCAGCACAACUCUCUGGGUUGGUCAGGUGGACAAGAAGGCAACUCAGCAGGAUUUAACCAACCUUUUUGAAGAGUUUGGACAAAUUGAAUCCAUUAAUAUGAUUCCGCCCAGGGGCUGUGCAUAUGUCUGCAUGGUUCAUCGGCAAGAUGCAUUUCGGGCUCUUCAGAAACUGAGUUCGGGAUCCUAUAAGAUUGGUUCCAAGGUUAUUAAGAUUGCUUGGGCUUUAAACAAAGGUGUGAAAACAGAAUACAAACAAUUCUGGGAUGUGGAUCUCGGAGUUACAUAUAUACCGUGGGAAAAAGUGAAGGUGGAUGACUUGGAUGGCUUUGCCGAAGGAGGCAUGAUUGAUCAAGAGACUGUCAAUACUGAAUGGGAAACCAUGAAAAGCGCAGAACCUGUUAAAGAGACGGUCCAGACAACACAGAGCCCCAGUCCAGUAGAGAAGGAGACGGUGGUCACGACCCAGGCCGAGGUGUUCCCUCCGCCCGUCGCCAUGCUGCAGAUCCCAGUAGCUCCUGCAGUGCCUGCAGUGAGCUUAGUCCCACCAGCGUUUCCUGUAUCCAUGCCUGUUCCCCCACCUGGAUUCAGUCCCAUUCCUCCACCUCCUUUUCUACGAGCAAGUUUCAACCCUUCACAACCACCUCCUGGUUUCAUGCCGCCUCCUGUCCCGCCCCCUGUGGUCCCGCCCCCUGCGGUUCCUCCGGUCGUGCCAGCAUCUUUAGUGCAACCACCAUUGUCCAUGACCCCAGAAUCUGUGAAAGAUGUUGGAUUUGGUAGCCUUGUUUUACCAGGUGGUUCUGUUACAAGCAGUCUUGCUACUUCAGCUCUACCAGCUGGAAAUGUUUUUAAUCCUCCCACUAAACAACCAGAGCCUGAAGAAAAAGUACCUCAUCUCAUAGAACACCAGAUCCCUCCUGGUGAGAGCACUAGACCAGUGAUUCCAAAUGAUAUUCCAAGUAAUGCUGCAAUAUUAGGACAGCCGCCUAAUGCAACAAGCAAUUCUGGAAUUUUGGGAGUCCAACGACCAAAUGUAUCAAGUAAUUCUGAAAUUCUUGGGGUCCGGCCAUCUAAUGUUUCCAAUAGUUCUGGGAUUAUUGGAGCCCAACCACCAAACAUUCUAAAUAACUCUGGAAUUUUGGGAAUACAGCCACCAAGUGUGUCAAAUAGUUCUGGACUUUUGGGAGUACUGCCUCCAAAUUUGCCUAACAAUUCUGGACUUGUUGGAGUACAGCCACCAAAUAUCACAAAUCCUUCUGGACUUUUGGGAACACAGCCACCAGGUGGGCCUCAAAACUUACCUCCUUUAAAUCUCCCCAAUCCAAGGAUGCCUGCAUUGCCAAUGUUAGACCUUCGUCCAGGACUAAUACCACAGGCUCCUGGACCAAGAUUUCCUUUACUUCAGCCUGGAAUUCCACCCCAGCGAGGAAUCCCUCCCCCAUCGGUACUUGAAGCAGCCCUUCACCCGCCGCCCCGGGGACCUUUCCCUCCAGGAGAUAUUUUCAGUCAGCCAGAAAGACCUUUUCUGGCUCCUGUAAGACCAAGUGUAGACAAUGUCACUAACCCAGACAAAAGGAUGCCACUUGGGAAUGACAAUAUUCAACAGGAAGGAGAUAGAGAUUACCGGUUUCCUCCCUUAGAAAGCAGGGAGAGCAUGAGUAGGCCUCCCCCAGUGGAUGUCAGGGAUAUGGUUGGGCGGCCUAUAGAUCCAAGAGAAGGCCCUGGAAGGCCUCCAUUAGAUGGUAGGGAUCAUUUUGGAAGACCUCCUGUAGAUAUGAGAGAGAAUCUUGUGAGGCCAGGUCUAGAUCAUCUUGGUCGAAGGGAUCACUUCGGUUUUACUCCAGAAAAGCCCUGGGGGCACAGAGAUUUUGAUGAGAGAGAGCAUCGAGUUCUGCCUGUCUUUGGUGGUCCAAAAGGUUUACACGAAGAAAGAGGUAGAUUCCGGGCUGGAAGCUAUCGAUUUGAUCCGAGAAGUGGUCCUUGGAACAGGGGGUUUGGACAAGAAGUCCACCGAGAUUUUGACGACCGCAGAAGACCCUGGGAGAGGCAGAGGGACAGGGAUGACAGAGAUUUUGACUUCUGCAGAGAGGUGAACGGAAAUCGUCUUGGACGAGACAGAAUUCAAAACACUUGGGUCCCCCCUCCUCAUGCUCGGGUGUUUGAGUAUUUUGAAGGGGCCGCUGCACAACGAAAAGGUGAUAAUGUGCCUCAGGUUAAUGGUGAGAACACAGAGAGACAUGCUCAGCCUCCGCCUUUACCAGUGCAGAACGAUCCUGAACUGUAUGAGAAACUGUCAUCCGGAAGUGAGAUAAGCAAGGAGAAGAGUGACACAGUUGCUGAUGUAGAAAGUGAACCAGUGGUGGUAGAAAGCACAGAAACUGAGGGGACAUAAUCAUCACUCAGUAGGUAAAAGAUACCUUUUGUCAAGUUGUCAUCUCUGUAAUAGAUUAAUGGCUGACUGGACCAUAGUUGUUCACUUUUGUCUGCCAGAAUUAAGUUAAUCUGAUGUUCAUGUUCACCUUUCUCUUAAAUAAUUGUACAACUGACUUGUAUAGACAUUGUUCUUAAUAUGAACAUGGUAGGUAAACAUUUUUUAUUUUUCUGAUAAAGUAUAAAUGUUGCCCCAGAUUCUUUUAACGUCAAGGAAAUGAAUAACAGCUUGUCAGAGACUUCCUAUGGAAGAAAGAAUUUUUUAGAUACUAUCGCUAGGUGGGAUAUGGUAGCAGGUACACUCCACAGGAGCAAGGGUGGCGUAUCUUCUCCGUAUCUCUAGGCUGCUGCAGGAUUUUAAGGUAAUAGACAAAGCUGUGACAUUUAAUGCAAAGACUGGCUCUAGAUGCUUGAGGAGCAUAAUACAGAGAUUUUAACAAAUGAUUUUGUAAAAUCUAUACCAUGGUCUCUGUUACUCCAAAGUAAGUGUGUGUGAUCUGUUCCUCAUACUACAGUGAGUAAAAAGAAAAAAAAAAGCAAACAACGUAAAUAUUCAAAACCGUUUCAAUGUUGGGUGAAUUUUGUUUUUAGAUGCCAAUAAAACUUACUUGUUUGAUAACAG
Jaculus jaculus (lesser Egyptian jerboa) is the source of this 4557-nucleotide messenger RNA. RefSeq names its product SR-related CTD associated factor 8 (gene Scaf8). Gene Ontology annotation, cellular component: nucleus. The transcript has 21 exons. The coding region runs from base 22 to 3897 and encodes 1291 amino acids. The record is from RefSeq and is a predicted model, not a curated record. Lineage: Eukaryota; Metazoa; Chordata; Mammalia; Rodentia; Dipodidae. Gene Ontology annotation, molecular function: RNA binding.